AUGCGCCUUCUGCGCGUUACCGAUCUUGCCUUUCAAGAGGUGCCAUCUCAUGAACCCUUCCCAAAGUACGCCAUUCUUUCGCACACAUGGAUGACGCCCAACAGCCAGGAAGUUACGUUUCAGAAUCUUGAGAGACGAGAUACCAGCGGCUACGAAGGAAAGCCAGGUUGGCGGAAGAUCAAAGGCCUGAUCGAGCGAGCCCGCUGUGAUGCCAUCGAAUACGUGUGGGUCGACACAUGCUGCAUCGAUCAGACGGAUCCUACCGAGCUGACCGAGGCGGUCAACUGUAUGUUUCAAUGGUACCAAAGCUCAUCCGUCUGCUACGUAUAUCUGUCAGACGUCGAGCUCGAAGCAGAUCUGGAUACAGUACCCGGGCCUCAAUCGACUUCGUUUCUAGCUGCGCUUGAGCAAGCACUACGAGGAUGCACCUGA
Fulvia fulva is the source of this 432-nucleotide messenger RNA. Its product is annotated as Vegetative incompatibility protein HET-E-1. Bases 1 to 432 code for a protein of 143 amino acids. The record is from RefSeq and is a predicted model, not a curated record. The transcript has 2 exons. NCBI's taxonomy places the organism in Eukaryota, Fungi, Ascomycota, Dothideomycetes, Mycosphaerellales, Mycosphaerellaceae.